AUGCCUCGCGGUCCUAAGCUUGAACCAUAUAUACGCGAGCGUAUAUAUGAGUUAAAACGAUCAGCAAAAUGGGGUGCAAAACGUAUCCAGAAGAAUACGUUCCCUGAUAUUCCUCGUUCUACUAUCCACUAUACCCUCCGCGUUCAAAAGGUAUUUCCCUACCUCGCUCUGGCGCACCUCGUAAGCUUACUGCGAAGGACCGAGACCGUAUAUAUAAUACAAUUUAAAACCGCCCUGAUAUUACCCGCGAGGAUCUGCUUACUAAGGCCUCCGGAAGUGGCGAAAGAUAAACCGACCUUACCUUAUACCUAUUUACGCUACGAAAUAUCUUACCUAGGCUUUAGCUUAUCGCUAUUUUAUACUAGAGGACUAAAAAAAGGGUUUUUUGGUCGGAUAAAAUAA
This is a messenger RNA of Penicillium maclennaniae, 402 nucleotides long. RefSeq lists its product as uncharacterized. NCBI's taxonomy places the organism in Eukaryota, Fungi, Ascomycota, Eurotiomycetes, Eurotiales, Aspergillaceae. The transcript is spliced from 3 exons. Bases 1 to 402 code for a protein of 133 amino acids. The record is from RefSeq and is a predicted model, not a curated record.